AUGGCAAAAUACAAUGGAGUAGAGCUAGAAAAGAGUGUACAUUCUCUUCCAUUUUGGGCUAGGGGUCAAAUAUUGGGAGAAGGUGGAUUUGGGUGUGUAUAUUUUGCAAGAAUGAUGACUCUACCAACACCUAUUGACGGAAUUUCCCAUGUUCGUAGCUUCCACCCGUUGAUGGCGGUUAAAACUGCAUUUCCUUCGAAGAGCAAAGAAUUAGAGGACGAAAAAAAAAUUCUUGAUAAUUUUGUCGAUUGUCCUUAUAUUAUUGAGUGUUACGGUGAUGAUACUACUAUCAAUAUUAUUGAUGGUAAUAAGAAAGUGUUAUACAAUGUAUUCUUGGAAUACGCUCACGGUGGAACAUUAUUUGAGUUCGUUAAAACUUCUCCUCCUUACGACGAAUCUAAACAAGUCAAAGAGUACAUUCGACAGAUUCUGAAAGGUGUUAACUAUAUUCACGAGAAGGGAUUUAUUCACUCUGAUCUGAAUCCAGAAAAUAUAUUGCUAGUCAAAGAGAGAGAAGAAGAUACUUUUUUUGUAGCCAAAAUUUCAGAUUUUGGAUUGGCGAAAAUGGUUGAUGACUUUAAGACUCUCACUCCUAUUGUAGGUACUUUAGAGUAUUUAGCUCCAGAGUGUCUGGGUAAAAAUGGAAUUCAAGGGCAAUUUUCGGACAUAUGGGCAAUUGGUAUCACAAUUUUGUUCAUGUUAACCAAAAAUGUGAAGUGGAGCAAUGAUUUAAGCCACCAUAUUUCCGAAGAGGCUAAAGACUUCAUAAUGAAAUGUAUUCAAGCUAAUCCAUUCAAGAGGCCAUCAGCAAAAAUGCUUCUAAGUCACUCAUUUUUAGCAAAUACUUAA
Messenger RNA from Cannabis sativa, 849 nucleotides. Its product is annotated as mitogen-activated protein kinase kinase kinase 20-like. The coding region runs from base 1 to 849 and encodes 282 amino acids. The record is from RefSeq and is a predicted model, not a curated record. The transcript has a single exon. NCBI's taxonomy places the organism in Eukaryota, Viridiplantae, Streptophyta, Magnoliopsida, Rosales, Cannabaceae. Gene Ontology annotation, molecular function: protein kinase activity; ATP binding. Gene Ontology annotation, biological process: protein phosphorylation.